CAAUUUGCAAAAAAAAAAAAAAAUUUAGUGGCAUAUUUGCUAAAACAAGCCACUAAUUAGGUAUUUCUUCUUGAACUACAGGUGCAAAGAUGUGCUGAGGACAUGUCCAUCUUGAUCACAACCUAUGAAGGGACCCACAACCACCCACUUGCCAUUUCCGCCACCGCCAUGGCUUCCACCACCUCAGCCGCAGCCUCCAUGUUAAGCUCCGGCAGCUCCUCCACCACCGGAUCACCAUCCACUGCCAUUACCGCCUCCACAACCUCUGCCCUCCGUGGACUAAACUUUUAUCUCUCUGAUAAUCCAAAAUCAAAUCAAUUUGUCUUCCCUUACUCUUCAAUCUCAUCUUCACCGUCGUACCCUACAAUCACACUUGACCUCACUUCAUCUUCAUCCUCAUCCCAUUUUAGUAAAAUAUCAUCAAGUUUUCUCUCAACUCCAAGAUAUUCUUCCACAAAUCUCAACUUCAAUUCAUGGAACAAUAAUACUGGAGUCCUUAACUAUGGGACUCAAUCUCAACUCUAUAACAAGAACAACCAAUUUGGGUCCCUAAGCUUUUCAAGACAACAAACUCAAGAAAUCUUCAAUCAAUCCUUCAUGCAGAAAAGUAACCCUAACCCUAGUUGCCCUAUUAACCCUAACCCUUCUCAACAACAGCCUCUACCAGCAGAUAGCAUUGCAGCUGCAACCAAGGCUAUCACAUCUGACCCAAAUUUCCAAUCUGCUUUAGCCGCCGCUCUAACAUCAAUCAUUGGAGGCAGUGGCAAUGGCAGUGGCAAUGAUAGUGGUGGUGCAAAAACCCUUGGAUCUCAGGGACAAAACCUAAAUUUGGGGGAGUCGUUUCCCGGGGUUUCUAACUUCCCAUCAAUUGUUCCAAGUGCAACAAACAAAUGCUAUUCAACACCUUCAUUGCUAUUUUCCACAUCUAAGAGCAAAUCUACCUCUCCUAGCAAUGGAGAUUAGAUACCAUUGCAUAUGAUUGAUUUUGCAGGGUUGAAUAUAGGAAAAAUAGGCAUUUUUGCUAAUAAUUUUUUUGGUUUUGUAUUAAAGAAAAUUGUGUAUCUGUGCAUCUUUUUUUUCUUUUUUUUUUUGGGUUGUAUUUUUGAAUUUUUCACUUGGUGUGAUGAUCAAGAAAGUUGUGGAUGUAAAUGGUGACUGCAAGCAUAUGGAAAACUGAAUAAUCAAAUUUCUUUGCGUUUUUUUUUUCC
This is a messenger RNA of Camellia sinensis, 1208 nucleotides long. Lineage: Eukaryota; Viridiplantae; Streptophyta; Magnoliopsida; Ericales; Theaceae. The record is from RefSeq and is a predicted model, not a curated record.